AUGAUGAAUACAAAGAACAUGGAAAACAUGUCGCAGCGUGAGAAAUUCCAAUUACUCAAUUCAGAAGUGCGUUCAUUUUAUGAAUAUUGUAAAGAAGUGGGCAUGAGCGACGACGAAAUGGAUGUCAUAUGUCGCCCUCUCAUGACUGCCGUGAGGAGGGCGACUAUCAAAAGAUGGCGAAGAAUUUUUUUACUUUGCACGGUGUUUAUGGCAUUCGGUUACGUAGUGUAUCAGACCGACGUCUUUCAAUGGAACGUGGCGGCCGUGACCCGUUUAACUUUGAUCAAGCUGUUGCCUCUUUGGAAUUGGAUGCCCUUGUACUACAACAAAUGCGUCGUGGAGAGAAUCCCCAUGCAGAACUUUGACGGCGAGCCGGUGUCUUCUAACGACUGUAUUGCCUGCGAAGCUAUUCAGGACAUAGCUCGCAUCUCCAACACGGAUCACAACGAGGUCUUAAACCACCACCUUCUCCGUGGAGCCCCGGUCAUAGUGACCGAUGCGUACAACGAAUGGGCCACCGGCGAGUACAACUUCACAGGCCUGGUCAGCAACGACGACCGUCUCCGCGAGUCCGUGCCUUGUCGCAUCCUGACCAACAUCCGCAUCGGGAAACAGCCGAUGGACCUCCAGGAAAUCGUCUCCCGCAUCACCGAGAGCAAUAUACCCAGUUGGUUCAUUCACUUCCAAAACUGCGACAUUCGCGCCGUUAAAACUUUUAGAGUCCUCGCCCCGCGUCCUUACUUCCUAUCGCCUGAGAUUCCGCCUUCUCAUUUCAAUUGGUUGCUGCUUUCGAAGAAUUACGAUACGCAACGCUUCAAGUACUUGGAGUUCGAUAUCGGAUUGAUAAUCAUGUCACAGCUCAAGGGAAAGAAUUACAUUCAGCUGAAGCCUCGGACGCCGUGCGAAAGCGUCUGCAGUCCGAUCGGAAUCGAGCUGAAGCAGAGUGAAACGCUGGUUCUGAGUAACUCGCUGUGGGAGUUCGAGUAUAUGCCCGGGAAGGGAGACAACCUGGCAAUGAUCACGGAGACCGAUUGGGUCGAGGCGUGA
Leptosia nina is the source of this 1047-nucleotide messenger RNA. Lineage: Eukaryota; Metazoa; Arthropoda; Insecta; Lepidoptera; Pieridae. The record is from the annotation of a GenBank genome assembly.